Molecule: messenger RNA, 1290 nt
Organism: Cordyceps fumosorosea ARSEF 2679
Lineage: Eukaryota; Fungi; Ascomycota; Sordariomycetes; Hypocreales; Cordycipitaceae
Product: fumarylacetoacetase
Exons: 2
Coding region: 1-1290 (429 amino acids)
Biological process (GO): L-phenylalanine catabolic process; homogentisate catabolic process; L-tyrosine catabolic process
Molecular function (GO): fumarylacetoacetase activity
Source: RefSeq, a predicted model, not a curated record
AUGGUUGCUACCACGUCUUGGGUGCCCGCCGACGCCAAGGGCGACUUCACCAUCCACAACCUGCCGUUUGGCAUCUUCUCUAACGGCUCCGACGCACCCCGCGCCGGUGUUAGAAUCGGCGACAGCAUUGUCGACCUCAAGGCCCUUUCCAGCGACCCGGCCGCUGCCAGCCUCAAGUUCAUCCAGGGCUCCGCCGCCACCCUUGCGCAGCCGACGCUCAAUGCGUUUGCUGAGUCCGGUCGCGCCACCCACAAGGGUGUUCGCGCCGAGCUGCAGGCCAUCCUCGGCGAGGGCGGCGAUGCUCUGCUCAAGAGCAAUGAUGCGCUGAGGCAAAAAGUUCUCGUGCCCGUCAACCAGGCUAAGAUGCAUCUUCCCAUGCAGAUUGGUGACUAUACCGACUUCUACGCUGGCUACAACCAUGCCUUCAAGGUUGGCGUCCUCUUCCGCGGCCCCGACAACGCCCUGCAGCCCAACUACACGCACAUCCCCGUCGGCUACCACGGCCGCUCGUCCAGCAUCGUUGUCUCCGGCACGCCCAUCCAGCGCCCGCGCGGCCAGAUCCUGCCCAACCCCACCGCCGCCGAGAAGAUCCCCAUCACGAGCGCCUGCAAGCGCUUCGACUACGAGCUCGAGCUGGCUGCCUUCAUCUGCAAGCCCACCCAGAUGGGCGACGCCGUCGACGUCAACCAGGCUGACGAGUACAUCUUUGGCUACGUCCUGCUCAACGACUGGAGCGCCCGCGACAUCCAGGCCUGGGAGUACAUUCCCCUCGGACCCUUCAACGGCAAGAACUUCGGUUCCACCAUCAGCCCCUGGAUCGUCACGGGUGAUGCCCUGGAGCCCUUCCGCACCGAGGCGCUGGAGAACAAGACCGCCAUCCAGCCUUACCUGCAGGAGGCCGAAAAGAAGAACGUCUACGACAUCAAGCUUCAGAUUACGAUCAACACGGACGGAAAGACGGACGGCAACGUCAUCUCCGAGACCAGCGCCAAGAACCUGCUGUGGUCGUUCCCCCAGAUGGUCGCCCACCACACGUACGGCGGCUGCAACCUGCGAGCGGGCGACAUGCUGGGCUCUGGGACGAUCAGCGGCACGGAGCUACGCGAGCGCGGCAGCUUGCUGGAGAUGACCGAGGGCGGCAAGCAAGACUUUGAGAUUGGGAACGGCAAGGUGCGUCGCUUCCUCGAGGACGGAGACAGCGUUGUCAUGUACGGAUACUGCGAGAAGGACGGCGUGCGCAUCGGCUUUGGCGACUGCGAGGGCACCAUUCUGCCGGCCAAGGCGCUGUGA